AUGGCGCUCCUCGCUGAGGCGUUUGUGGGUGCGGCACCACCCUCACUUCCGGUCGCGAGGCUCGCCUCAAAGCCUGGACCUGCCACGCAAGUUCCGGAGCGAGGCAUGCCGUCGACGCUUGCAGCAGCUGCCGCAGCCUUUGUGGCGGGUGUGGUGGCCAAAAGGCGGACCGCAGUGACAAUGCAGGCAACUUCCACCAAGGGCAAGAAGAAGUCCUCCCGGAGCAUCGCGAAGGAGACACUGGCAAGACUGCGCUCCCGAUCACCUCGAAAAACUCCCAAGUCGGAGGGCGCGCGCAAGAAGAUGCCACCUUCACCGGAUCCUUGGGAGCUGGACGAGGAGGGGAGGAAGAUCUUUCCUUGGCCAAAGUCCUUCGCUGAGAUUGUGCAGACAGCUGAGUACUCGACCAUGAAUCUCAUCAUGGAAGGGGAGACUCGACUUGAGGUGUGCUUCCCCCCACUCCCACUGGCCGACCUGGACUGGAACCUUUGCGAUGUCACAGAAACGAGGGUGGUCGAUGCCAACAUUCAGCAUGCUAUUGCCUUCGCGAAGCUUCUGGUCAAGGAUAAGCGACCUUUCCCACAGCUGAAUGCUGAGGAGGCAAUGAAGAACGCAACUGAAGGAGCUGCCUUACAAGAACCAGACAAGAUCAAAGGGCACGCCCAGUGCGGUAUUGUCAGCCAGAUUGUGGGCCGGCCUUUGUAA
Symbiodinium natans is the source of this 705-nucleotide messenger RNA. The record is from the annotation of a GenBank genome assembly. Lineage: Eukaryota; Dinophyceae; Suessiales; Symbiodiniaceae.